CAGCCCGCGCAUCGCCGCCUAGCCUCGCAGUCGCCGCUCGCAGUCGCCGCGCAGUCGCAGCCCAGCCGCAGCCGCACCGGCCGCCCGCCUUCGACGGGCCAGCGCGUGGCGGGGACGGCCACGAUGAAUGGGGCCGACAUCAAGAAGACCAUCAACAAGGCGAAGGCGGCCGCCGCCAACGGCGCCGGCGGCAAGAAGCGCCGGAAGGGCCAGGACCUGAAGCCCAUCAUCACCACCGAGGGGCAGCACAGCGCGCAGAACACGGCGUCGCCGCAGCAGCACAAGAUGUACGGCAACCCGCUCAGCCACUCGCCCGACAGCGACUCGUCGUCGGUCGACGAGGCCGACAACACGGCCGACGAGGAGGACAGCGAGGACUACUGCAAGGGCGGCUACCACCCCGUGCAGGUCGGCGAGCAGUACAAGGACGGCAAGUACACCAUUGUGCGCAAGCUGGGCUGGGGCCACUUCUCCACCGUGUGGCUGUCGCGCGACAACGCCUCGGGCAAGCACGUCGCCCUCAAGGUCGUGCGCUCCGCCGCCCACUACACCGAGACGGCCCUCGACGAGAUCAAGCUGCUGAAGAAGGUCGUCGACGCCAACGAGGCCCACCCCGGCCGCAAGCACGUCGUCAGCCUGCUCGACUCGUUCAACCACAAGGGCCCCAACGGCAUGCACGUGUGCAUGGUCUUCGAGGUCCUUGGCGAGAACCUGCUGGGCCUGAUCAAGCGCUGGAACCACCGCGGCAUCCCCAUGCCGCUGGUCAAGCAGAUCACCAAGCAGGUCCUGCUGGGCCUCGACUACCUGCACCGCGAGUGCGGCAUCAUCCACACCGACCUGAAGCCCGAGAACGUGCUGAUUGAGAUUGGCGACGUCGAGCAGAUCGUCAAGGCCUACGUCAAGGACGAGCCUAAGAAGAAGGACAGCGCCGACAGCAGCGACCGCAACGGCCGCCGGCGACGGCGCACCCUCAUCACCGGCAGCCAGCCGCUGCCCAGCCCGCUGAACGCCAGCUUCAACCACGCCGAGCUGGGCAGUUUCCCCGGCGCCCAGAGCCUCAACAAGGUCAUGAACGAGAGUACAGGUAAAGACUCCCCCACGACUGUCCCGAGUCCCUCUUCUUCCCCAGACGGUUUUGUAAUGAGUGGUGCUCUAGGCACUGCCUCGCAAUCCUCCAGCAUGUCCAUGGCCGAGCGCCUCGGCCUGAAGCCCACCGCCAGCGAGGACGACGUCCAGAAGCAGCGCGAGAAGACCGCCGACCUCCUCACCAAAGAAGUCUCCGGCAUCAGCCUCGACAAGCAGCCCGCGUCGAAAGAAAAGUCCGCCGACGACCCCCCCGACAUCGCCCUCGAGAAGAUCUCGGUCAAAAUCGCAGAUCUCGGCAACGCCUGCUGGGUCGGCCACCACUUCACAAACGACAUCCAAACGCGCCAAUACCGCUCGCCCGAAGUCAUCCUCGGCAGCAAAUGGGGCGCCAGCACCGACGUCUGGAGCAUGGCCGCCAUGACUUUCGAGCUCAUAACCGGCGACUACCUCUUCGACCCGCAAUCGGGCACCAAAUACGGCAAAGACGACGACCACAUCGCACAAAUCAUCGAACUCCUCGGCACGUUCCCCAAAUCGCUCUGCCUGAGCGGCAAAUGGAGCCAAGAGAUCUUCAACCGCAAAGGCGAACUGCGCAACAUCCACCGCCUGCGCCACUGGGCCCUGCCCGACGUCCUGCACGAAAAAUACCACUUCCCCAAGGACGAGAGCCGCGAAAUCGGUUCUUUCUUGCUGCCCAUGCUCGAGCUGCUGCCUGUGGAUCGCGCGAAUGCGGGGGGCAUGGCGAGUCAUGAGUGGCUCAAGGAUACCAAGGGCAUGGAGGGCGUGGAUCUUGGGAUCGCGUGUCGGAGUAAGGGCGAGGGGAUUGAGGGGUGGGCGACGGAGAUUAAGAAGACGAGGUAGAUGUGGGGGGCGUAACGAUGUCAUGAGGCGGGGUUUCGACUUUCUUGCAUGCGUGGGGGUGGUUGGUCAGUUGGGUUGGUGUGGCUGGUGA
This is a messenger RNA of Boeremia exigua, 2038 nucleotides long. RefSeq names its product serine/threonine-protein kinase SRPK2. Gene Ontology annotation, molecular function: protein kinase activity; ATP binding. Bases 124 to 1947 code for a protein of 607 amino acids. Gene Ontology annotation, biological process: regulation of mRNA processing; spliceosomal complex assembly; protein phosphorylation. The transcript has 4 exons. The record is from RefSeq and is a predicted model, not a curated record. Lineage: Eukaryota; Fungi; Ascomycota; Dothideomycetes; Pleosporales; Didymellaceae.